UGUCGAUUUCCAAAUUCUAACCUCAAUCUAGCGGUUUACACGAAAAUAUAACAAAAUAUUUGAUUUUCUGUGUUAAAAAGAAUUUAUUUUAUACAAUGCGAUACGUGUCACAGUUGUUCCAGCCUAUAAUAUCAAUACCAAAAAAUGCUAAGAUCAAAAACACGGAAAUUACCUGCAAAAGUCAGAAGCUCCUGUUAGAAUGUGGCCUGGUACGACCCACAGCGGCGGGUCUCUUCACACUGCUGCCACUGGCGAGACGAGCCCUGGAUAAGUUGGAGGCUUUAGUACAGAAACAUAUAGAGAGCACGGGUGCCCAGCGCAUAUCGUUUCCGGCCCUGGCGUCGGAGUCGUUGUGGGAGAGAUCAGGUCGCCUGGCUGGUGGGGGGCCCGAGCUGAUGACGGUGAAGGAUAGACACGACAAGAAGUAUUUACUCGCACCGACACAUGAGGAGUCCAUAGCAGAUCUUCUGGCUGAUGUCGGGCCCUUGUCAUACAAGCAGCUCCCACUGCUACUGUACCAGAUAGGCAACAAAUAUCGCGAUGAACAUCGGCCGAAGCACGGACUGUUACGUGCGCGGGAGUUCCGCAUGUUGGACGCGUACGGCGCGCACGCAGCCGCGGACUGCGCACGAGAGCAGUACGAGCGAGUUACCGGAGCUUACAGGAGGCUAUUUGAUGUGCUGCAACUGAAUGUACACCGAGUGGAAGCACCAACAGGCGAGAUGGGCGGGUCUCUGUCUCACGAGUGGCAGUGCGUGGCGGGCGCGGGCGAGGACGCGGUGGACGUGUGUCUGUCCUGCUCGCACGCGCGGCUGGCGGAUCCCUCCGAGAGAGACGCGGAGAGACGGUGUCAGUGCGGGGGGACGCUGCGGCGGGGAAAUAGUGUUGAGGUGGGCCAUACCUUCAUCUUGGGAACAAAGUACAGCGAGCCACUGCGAGCUACGUUCACGCCGGCAAGCGGCGCACCGCAGCCUGUCGUUAUGUCGUGCUACGGGAUCGGUAUCACUAGGUUGCUGGCAGCGAGUGUGGAGGCGCUUUCCACGGAACAGAGCAUCACGUGGCCGCGAGCUAUCGCGCCGUUCAAUACUAUAGUCAUAGGACCUAAGGAGGGAUCUAAGGAGUGGAUCUCGCACGGUUGGGAGGGCGUGAAGCAGAUGGCGCACUCCAUAGAGGAGGUGCAGCAAGAGGAGGUGCUGGUGGACGAUCGACACUCCCUCACUAUCGGGAAACGACUCAUGAUGGCUGACAAAAUGGGUUACCCCACCAUAGUAGUAUGCGGCAAGCACUCCGCAGAGUCACCACCGCGGUACGAGGUGCUCCACCGAUCUCCACCAAACUCCACUAGUCCCCACCAAUCUCCACCCUCCACGACGCUGCUUACACACAGUGAGCUGUUGCACUCGCUAGCUGACAAUGGAAGACAAGAAAGAAUACCCGUGCUAUAAUAUU
Messenger RNA from Pectinophora gossypiella (pink bollworm), 1449 nucleotides. It is a transcript of the gene ProRS-m, whose product is annotated as probable proline--tRNA ligase, mitochondrial. The transcript is spliced from 10 exons. Gene Ontology annotation, biological process: prolyl-tRNA aminoacylation. The coding region runs from base 96 to 1445 and encodes 449 amino acids. Gene Ontology annotation, cellular component: mitochondrion; cytoplasm. Gene Ontology annotation, molecular function: ATP binding; proline-tRNA ligase activity. The record is from RefSeq and is a predicted model, not a curated record. Lineage: Eukaryota; Metazoa; Arthropoda; Insecta; Lepidoptera; Gelechiidae.